AUGGAGAAUAAGGGACAUAUUUUGAUGAAAAGGUACGAGCUGGGGAAAUUGCUCGGACAAGGGACUUUUGCAAAGGUUUAUCAUGCGAGAAACCUUAAAACUGGCCAGAGCGUGGCUGUUAAAAUCAUUGAUAAAGAGAAGGUAAUGAAGAUUGGUUUGAUCGACCAAAUAAAACGUGAGAUUUCUGUAAUGAGGCUAGUGAAGCACCCCAAUGUUGUUCAGUUGUACGAGGUUAUGGCCAGCAAAUCCAACAUAUAUUUCGUCAUGGAAUACGUCAAAGGCGGCGAGCUUUUCAACAAGGUGGCCAAAGGACGGCUCAAGGAGGACGCCUCCCGGAAAUAUUUCCAACAGUUGAUUGCCGCGGUCGAUUUUUGCCACAGCCAGGGUGUCUACCACCGCGAUUUGAAGCCAGAAAAUCUCCUUCUUGAUGAAGCAGGGAACUUGAAGGUGUCAGAUUUUGGGUUGAGUGCAUUGCUGGAAUCAAAAAGGCAAGACGGCCUUUUGCAUACAACAUGUGGGACUCCAGCAUAUGUGGCGCCGGAGGUGAUAAACAAGAGAGGCUAUGACGGCGAAAAGGCCGAUAUGUGGUCAUGUGGAGUCAUUCUCUUUGUUUUGCUAGCUGGUUAUCUUCCGUUUCAAGAUAGUAAUCUCAUGGAAAUGUAUAGGAAAAUAAUCAAAAGUGAAUUCAGGUGCCCACAAUGGUUCCCUCCUGAGGUUAGAAAGCUUCUUUCAAGAAUUCUUGAUCCAAAUCCAUUUACAAGAAUUACAGUAGCUAGGCUCAUGGAAAAUUCCUGGUUCAGAAAAGGGUUCAAGCAAAUUGAAGUCACAGAUCUUGAUCUCGACAAGGAUGAUUUUCCACACAACAUUUUUGACGCCAUUGAUUCAGAUUCAGAGGGUUGUUCUUCCAAACGGAAAGAAGAAAAGAAAAAAUUUCCUAGGCCACAUAGUUUAAAUGCGUUUGAUAUAAUCUCUAAUUCCCCAGGAUUCGAUCUGUCGGGUUUAUUCGAGAAGGACGUGAAAAACAAGGCGGAGGUAUGGUUCCCAACCGAAAUGCCGCCAUCACAAAUUGUGUCGAAAUUGGAGAAGGUGGCUUCGAUGGAUAGUUUCAGAGUUAUGAAAAAAGAUGGACUAGUGAAAUUGAAAUGCAGCAAAGUGGGGAGAAAAGGGCAGCUGUCGAUAGAUGCUGAAAUAUUCGAGGUGACACCGUCUCUUCAUGUGGUGGAGGUGAAGAAAAUUGCUGGAGAUACCUUGGAAUAUAGGAGGUUUUGUGAUCAAGAGUUGAGGCCUUCACUCAAGGAUAUAGUUUGGACUUGGCAGGGUAAUAAUACUAGUACUACUGAAGAACAUUUGCAGCAACAGCCUGAACAACAUGAAGAUCAUAUACUCAACCACAAGGCAUGCUAG
Molecule: messenger RNA, 1404 nt
Organism: Fraxinus pennsylvanica
Lineage: Eukaryota; Viridiplantae; Streptophyta; Magnoliopsida; Lamiales; Oleaceae
Source: the annotation of a GenBank genome assembly